Molecule: messenger RNA, 3221 nt
Organism: Eruca vesicaria subsp. sativa (arugula)
Lineage: Eukaryota; Viridiplantae; Streptophyta; Magnoliopsida; Brassicales; Brassicaceae
Source: the annotation of a GenBank genome assembly
AAAACUCAACUCAUCUCUUCCUCUCUAUCUUCAAAAUGUCAUAACUCUCCUCUCACUCCCUCUCUUACCCCUCAAGACAGAUUUGUAGAAUCCAUUGUAAUGGAAGAUCACAAAAGAAAAGCUACAUCAGUUACUCUCUUUCUUGCAAUGACAUUGAUAUCACUCACCAACGGUGAUAUCAACUCAAUCCAGCUAAACGACGACGUUUUAGGUCUCAUCGUCUUUAAAUCAGACCUCCACGACCCAUCAUCACACCUCAAAUCUUGGAACGAAGACGAUGCAUCUCCUUGCUCAUGGAGCUACGUCAAAUGCAACCCCAAGACAUCUAGAGUAACCGAGCUCUCCCUCUCCGGUUUAGGGUUAACCGGAAAAAUCAGUCGUGGGAUCCAAAAGCUUCAACACUUAAAGACACUCUCACUCUCCAACAACAACUUAACCGGAUCCAUCAUGUCUCUCUCAAACAACAACAAUCUCCAGAAGCUUGAUCUUAGCCACAACAAUCUCUCCGGUACACUCUCUGAUGAUCUCUUCACCAACUGCUCAUCUCUCACGUAUCUUUCCCUCUCUCACAACCAUCUCGAAGGUCAAAUCCCAAGUACUCUGUUUCGCUGCUCUGUUUUGAACACUCUCAACCUCUCAAGCAACCGUUUUUCCGGAAACCCUAGUUUCGUUUCCGUGUUCUGGAAGCUAGAGAGGCUAAGAGCGUUGGAUCUAUCGUUCAACACUCUCUCUGGAACGUUACCUUUGGGGAUACACUCUCUGCAUAGCUUGAAAGUGUUGCAGCUACAAGGGAACCAGUUCUCAGGACCCUUGCCUUCAGAUAUUGGACUCUGUCCUCAUUUAAACAGAGUUGACUUGAGUUUCAACAGUUUCUCCGGCGAGGUUCCGGUGACUUUUCAGAGGCUGAAGUCUUUAAACCAUUUAGAUUUAUCCAAGAAUUUGCUCUCCGGUGGUUUCCCGGUUUGGAUUGGUGACAUGACCGGUUUAGUACAUUUGGAUUUCUCCCAAAAUGAGUUAACCGGAGCUCUUCCUUCUUCAAUUGGUAGCUUGAGGUCUCUAAAGGUUAUAAUCUUGUCUGGGAAUAAAUUCUCCGGCGAGAUUCCGGAAUCUUUGGAAUCUUGCAAAGAGCUUGAGAGUGUUCAGCUCAAAGGAAAUAGCUUUGUUGGUAGCAUUCCUAAUGGUUUAUUCAAUCUUGGUUUGCAAGAAAUUGAUUUUUCUGGUAAUGGCUUAACCGGUUUAGUCCCAAGAGGCUCAAGUAGACUCUUUGAGUCACUAGUAACACUUGAUCUUUCUCACAAUAGUCUCACUGGAAACAUACCUAGUGAAGUAGGGAUGUUCAGCAACUUGAGAUACCUAAACUUGUCAUGGAACAAGUUUAACACAAGAGUUCCUCCUAAAAUAGAGUUUCUACAGAAUUUAACAGUCUUGGAUCUCAGAAACUGUGAGUUGAUUGGUUUGGUUCCAGCUGAUAUAUGUGAGUCUCAGAGUCUACAGAUCCUUCAGCUGGAUGGUAACUCACUAACCGGUUCUAUACCGGAUGGAAUUGGAAACUGCUCUUCUCUUAAAUUGUUGAGUUUGUCUCAUAACAAUCUUACCGGUCCAAUACCUAAGUCACUUUCAAAGUUACAAGACCUAGAGAUUCUAAAGCUAGAAGCCAAUAAGCUUAGUGGAGAAAUACCAAAAGAGCUAGGUGGAUUGCAUAACCUGUUAUUGGUUAACAUAUCAUUCAACAGACUCAUUGGAAGGUUACCUAAUGGAGAAGUGUUCCAGAGCUUAGACAAGAGUGCUCUUCAAGGAAACUUAGGCAUAUGUUCACCGUUGUUGAAAGGACCUUGCAGGAUGAAUGUUUCAAAGCCUAUUUUCAUCGAUCCAAACUCCUAUGGAAACAGGAAUAACAAUGAGGGAAGGCAUGGAAACCGAACAAGCAGUGGCUCCAGCAAGUACCACAAUGGAAUGUUCCUUAGUGUUUCAGUGGUUGUAGCUAUAUCAGCAGUUAUACUCAUCUUCUUAGGAGUCAUAAUCGUAACGCUGCUUAAUGCAUCGGUGAGAAGAAAACUUGCGUUUGUAGACAACGCGUUGGAGAGCAUUUUUUCAGGGUCUUCUAAAUCUGGAAGAAGCUUAGUGGCAGGGAAACUUGUGAUGCUAAACUCAAGAACGUCGCGGUCUUCGUCUUCGUCUCAAGAGUUUGCUAGAAACCCUGAGUCUCAUCUCAAUAAAGCUUCAAGAAUAGGUGAAGGAGUGUUUGGAGCAGUUUACAAGGCACCAUUAGGAGAACAGGGGAGAAACUUGGCUGUCAAGAAACUUGUUCCUUCCCCGAUUAUCGAAAACCUAGAAGAUUUUGAUCGAGAAGUCCGGAUCUUGGCGAAAGCUAAGCAUCCUAACCUAGUCUUGAUCAAAGGGUAUUACUGGACACCGGAGAUGCAGCUUUUGGUGUCUGAAUACAUCCCGAAUGGAAACUUGCAGUCCAAGUUACACGAAAAGGAACCCUCGACGCCGCCUCUUUCUUGGGACGCAAGAUACAGAAUCAUCCUCGGUACAGCCAAAGGACUAGCUUAUCUCCACCACACAUGCCGUCCAACAACCAUCCACUUCAACCUGAAGCCAUCCAACAUCCUCCUCGACGAAAAACACAACCCUAAAAUCUCUGACUUCGGACUAUCUCGUCUUGUAACACAAGACGGGAACACAACGAGCAACAACAGGUUUCAGAACGCUUUAGGUUACGUAGCGCCUGAACUAGAGUGUCAGAACUUAAGGGUCAACGAGAAGUGCGAUGUUUACGGGUUUGGGGUACUGAUACUUGAACUCGUGACUGGUCGGAGACCCGUGGAGUACGGUGAAGACAGCGUUGUGAUACUUACCGACCAUGUUAGGGUUAUGUUGGAACAAGGGAAUGUGUUGGAGUGUAUUGAUCCUACCAUGGAAGAUGAAUACUCUGAGGAUGAGGUUUUGCCUGUUGUGAAACUUGCUCUUGUAUGUACUUCUCAGAUACCUUCAAAUCGACCUACAAUGGCUGAGAUUGUUCAGAUCUUGCAGGUCAUCACUUCUCCUGUUCCUCCUCACAGGAUGCUGGAUACUUUCUAAACAACCAUGUGUCUAUGUGUUAAUAUAACUUUUUCAUUUUCUUUGUUUUUCUUUGUACCUUUUGUAGAGAUUGCUUUCUUUCACAACGCUACGUUUCAUCAUCAUACAUUGCUAUCAAUUAAUAGGGUUUUUCCCAU